GCGUCGCCGCGCUCAAGGACCGGGAGCUCGCGACGGCCGUCGCCGCGCGCGACGCGGCGCGCGCCUGCGCGCACGCGCGCGAGCUCGAGCGGCUCCGCGGCGCCGUCGCGGGCGCCGAGGCCGGCGCGCUCCAGGCCCUGCGGCCGCGCGUCGAGGCGCAGCUCCGCGCGGGGCUGCGCGCGAGCGACGCGGCGCACGAGCGCGCGCUCGUCGCCGCGCUCGAGGACCGCGAGCGCGCGGCCGCGGCGCGCGGCGCGGAGGCCGCCGCGCGCGAGGCGGCGCUCCGGCGGCGCUGCGACGACCUCGAGGCCGCGGCCGCCGCGGGCGCCGAGGCCGCGGACCGCGCCGCGGCCGCCGCGGCCGCCGCGGACCGCGACGCGCGCGCGGCGGCCGCCGCGCUCGAGGCGCGCGCGGACGCCGCCGACGCGCGCGCGCGCGACCGCGAGGCCCUCGCCGCGGCGCACGCGGACCUCGUCGCCCAGAACCGGCGCCUCGUCGGCGAGCGCGACGCCGCGCGCGCGAGCGCCGACGCCGCGCGCCUCGAGCUCGCGUCGUCGGAGCACGGGCUCCGCGCGUGCGCCGACGCCGCGCGCGCCGCGCACGCGACGGCGCUCGGGCGCGCGCUGCCGGAGCCGGCGACGGCGCUCGACCUCGUCUUCGCCGACGCGGACCGCCUCGCCGCGCCGCUCCGCGCGAGCCCGCG
Messenger RNA from Aureococcus anophagefferens, 703 nucleotides. RefSeq lists its product as hypothetical. The transcript has 2 exons. The annotation marks the transcript as partial. Lineage: Eukaryota; Pelagophyceae; Pelagomonadales; Pelagomonadaceae. The record is from RefSeq and is a predicted model, not a curated record.